Molecule: messenger RNA, 1605 nt
Organism: Penicillium riverlandense
Lineage: Eukaryota; Fungi; Ascomycota; Eurotiomycetes; Eurotiales; Aspergillaceae
Product: Zn(II)2Cys6 transcription factor domain-containing protein
Exons: 1
Coding region: 1-1605 (534 amino acids)
Biological process (GO): regulation of DNA-templated transcription
Molecular function (GO): DNA-binding transcription factor activity, RNA polymerase II-specific; zinc ion binding
Source: RefSeq, a predicted model, not a curated record
AUGCCUCGCAACCCUCCCUGGACCGAUGAGGAUUUGGACAAUUUACCUUCGUGGUUCGAGCCGCGGCGUCAUCAGUCCCUAGAAGAGAUUGAGCGUGAAUUCCUGCGCGACUUUCAUCACUACCGGAGCCUCUCUGCCAUCCAGACCAAGUUCUAUGAUCAGAAAAAAAAGACUAAGAAAGACGUCGGACGCCUUCGCAACGAAGGAAAGACUGUUCGUGGAAAACAAAUAGUCCCGCCGCCUACUGUGCCCCCGCUCAUUCCUCGUACGACAGUAAAUCCUGAGACUUUUGAAUCAUCAUUGAUUACAAAUUCUCCUGCUUGUCCCGAAGAACCUCCUUGCUCGCCCCUCCCGCGAAGUUCUCAAGAGGGACGCAUGUUGAGCAAAGAGAUUGUUACAACUGAGCAGUCACCACCAGGACAUCUUCAUGUAGGACGCUCUGAGUCACGGGCUACACGGGAUAUGGCGGAAUGGGACUUAUUAGGUCAGUCUGCGAGCUUGAAUGAUUCUCAACCAAAGUCACUCGAGGAUAGUCAAACUUGUAUCAAUAUUCCGUUAUCUGCCACCGACAUGGUCCCUGAAAUCGAGAGAUUCUCCGAAACGGAAAUCCAAACAAGUGGGCACAAUUCUAUUGAUCAUCAAGGUGCAGACGAGAACCGCAAAGAGGAUCAGCAUGUGUGUGGACCAGAGUCCGUUUCCUCGCAAAUGGAAGGCAGGCCGCCGUCCAGUUUAGAGAGUGAAAUACUGUUCCAUACUGGCAGGGAGGCUGUGGUUUCGCAGAACCAUACGGUCGUCACAGCCAGCCCCGUGAUGAGCAAUUACGGCAUAGGAUCCUAUACUGAGAUGGAAUUCAUUUCCCCGCCUUUUACAGCUACCGACGACCAAGAAUUUAUGUCCACCGGAGCAGAUGGGGCGCAGCCGGCGCUGAGCAACCAAAUCGAAAGCAGAGGACUCGAGUACCAAGAGAACCAGGAAGUCCUGCCAGAAAAUCUCGAACAAGAUGACAAUGAUCGAGAUGUCUCGCACAGACCCUUGACGUUUGUUAACAAUCACAACCCAGUGUUUCCUGAGCAUUCUAGAAAUGAAGCUCAGCCAGAACAGGACACAAAUUCUACCAGGGGCUCCGUGAAUCCACCGGAUAACGUUCCGCCUAUCCCACGUUGCGUCAUCGAAUCCGGUGAACGAACUAACCUUAAUACGUCAGGCGAUCACCUAUCUGACCAGCUCGAAAUUCUUGAAAACUCAAAUCCAAACAGGAAUUUGUCCCAACCCGACGCGCAGCUGAGCAGCGCGGCACAUCUCGUUCAGCUGAGAGAUGUCACUGAUGUACAGCCUAUGGAUGCACAGCAGGAAGACAAACAAGACCAAGAUUUACAGACUGCCAAUGCCGGCGCUCCAGUACCAUCUGCACCCAAUUUUCAAGCUGCAUCCUCAACUUGUGUCCCAGGGCCAGGACAGCGCCAGGCGGCGAAACCAAAGCGAAAAUAUAGCCGCAGAACAAAGACUGGUUGUGUGACUUGUCGACGAAGAAGAAAAAAGUGUGACGAGAAAUAUCCUUCAUGUAAGUCGAGAAUUACUUUGAGCGGCCUUUCCGGCGACAUUUAA